Molecule: messenger RNA, 288 nt
Organism: Enterobius vermicularis (human pinworm)
Lineage: Eukaryota; Metazoa; Nematoda; Chromadorea; Rhabditida; Oxyuridae
Source: the annotation of a GenBank genome assembly
AUGCUGUGCUUUGGGCCGCUUGGCUGUAGAAAACAGAUGUCUCACUUCUACUGUAUAAUUUUAGCUUACAUAUCGACGGGUCAAAUAAUGGGUUGGGGAAAUAAAGCAAUUGAAAUUCGUUCGGUUGAAACAGGUCACUUAGAUGGAGUUUUCAUGCAUAAGAAGGCUCAGAAACUGAAGUUUUUAUGCGAACGUAAUGAUAAGGUGUUUUUUUCAAGCGCAAAAGGUGGAGGAGCGUGCCAGAUUUACUUUAUGACUUUGAAUAGACCAGGCCUGUCAAACUGGUGA